UGAAACAGACAUAGCAGGAGAAUAUGAAAAUUGUGGGAGCCAACGCGGAUGUCGAGAGACUAUACUGAUUUCGCCUCUUCCUCUCUGAUUUCCGAGAUUAUUUCAAAUACCUUCGAACUGAUUUAUAGACAGACGGGCUCUGAAAUAGCCUUCAUUUCAAAUUCUUUGUUCUUUGGAUGAAAACCGGAACGUAAGCCUUCAAUUAAAUUAGGUAAAAUUGAUGCAUGCUUAUGUGAAGCAGCUAGUGAAGAUGUGUCUCCCUGGUAUCUUCAUUGUUACCCUGUUGACCCUCUCUAUUCCUGCUGUCCAUGGUGGGAAAGUCCUGGUGUUUCCUCAUGACGGCAGCCACUGGGUCAACAUGAAGGUCAUUAUUGAAGCACUGCAUUCAAGAGGUCACAGUGUGUCAGUAGUAAGGCCAUCAGACAGCUGGUACAUCAAGGAAACCUCCCCUCACUACAGUUCAAUCACAAUUGAUAUUCCAGAUGGAGCUGAUGAGGAAUUCUUUCGCUCAUUUGUGUCAAGACUAAUACAGAUAAAGAGAGAGGGAAACUCUGCUUGGACUCGUUUUUGUUUGGACAUGGAGUUGAAGGACGGGUUUUUUGAAAUUCACCGCAAAGUGUGUGAGAUGAUAAUCAAAAUGUUAGAGAAUAAACAGUUGAUGCAGUCUAUUAGAGAAACCAAGUAUGACUUGGUUCUGACAGACCCAUUAAAUGGGGGAGGUGUUGUGCUGGCGCACUAUUUAAAUGUGCCACUUGUUUUCAAUGUUAGAUGGACUAUAGGUGGUGAGGGUCAUUUUGUUAUUGCUCCCUCACCGCUAUCUUAUGUACCAAUUCCUGCUGCAGAGUUAACAGACAAGAUGAGUUUUUUUCAGAGGGUCCGUAACUUCCUUGUUUAUAUCAUCAGGCAGUGUCUGUACAGACAGACAAUGGGACCUCAUUAUUCUGCUUUAGUUAGUCGUUACUUUGGUCCUGAGGUCGACUACCUCUCAUUGUUUCAAGCUGCUGAUUUAUGGCUCAUGAGAGUUGACUUUGUGUUUGAGUUCCCUCGUCCCACCAUGCCUAAUGUUAUAUAUAUGGGAGGGUUCCAAUGUAAACCUGCCAAGCCUCUUCCCCAAGAACUAGAGGAGUUUGUUCAGAGUUCUGGGGUGCAUGGAGUCAUUAUCAUGUCUUUGGGGACUUUAAUUGGGCAGCUUCCACAUGAUAUAGCUGAUGAGAUAGCUGUUGCUUUUGCCCAACUGCCUCAGAAGGUCAUCUGGAGGUAUAAAGGAGACAGGCCAGCUACUCUGGGUAACAACACCUUACUAGUUGACUGGAUGCCUCAGAAUGAUCUUUUAGGACACCCUAAGACAAGGCUGUUUGUAGCUCACGGAGGAACAAAUGGGAUUUUCGAGGCUAUCUACCACGGUGUUCCAAUAGUAGGCCUUCCUCUGGUGUUCGACCAAACUGACAAUCUUUCUAGAAUGAAAGUGAAGGGUGUAGCAAAGGUUGUGGAUUUAGCAACACUAGAUAGAAACAUAUUCUCCCAGGCCUUACAGGAAGUUCGGGAUGAGCCAUCCUACAGGACGAACAUGCAGAGACUCUCCAGGCUACACAAGGACGUGCCAAUGGAGCCCCUGGACACUGCCCUCUUCUGGAUUGAGUUUGUCAUGAGACACAAAGGUGCUGCUCACCUGCGUACAGAGUCCUACAGAAUGCCCUGGUACUCGUACCACUCUGUAGAUGUAAUGGUCUUUUUACUGACUGUUGUGUUAUUUACUCUGCUGGCUUUCAUUGGCAUUAUCAGAUGUUUCUGUUGCAGGUCAUGUUUGAAAAUGAAAAUGGAAUGAUUAUGGCUUUCAUCUGUACACAGUGUGGUACAACAAUGUUUUUACUUGUCUCACUCAUUAUACUUUUUGUUCACAUGACAAAUAUAUGUGGCAUUGAUGUAGACAUACAGUAUUGUUGACAGAUGUUUUAUCUAUUUGCUUUUGAAGAUUUUGCUAAACCUACAACUGUACUUUAACUGUUCAGCCCAUUUAAUCAAAGGUUUGAAUAGGAAAGUCCAAAUGUGCACCUUAAAAAUGAAUGCUGUUAUAGUUGUGUGUGGCUGCUUUCUUUGUGUCACAGUUAAACUGAUGUAAAUGUUGAUUCUCCAGAAGACCGUUAAGGAGCUCUGUUUUUUAAUAAAGAUAUCAUGCAGCUUA
Messenger RNA from Oncorhynchus masou masou (cherry salmon), 2182 nucleotides. Its product is annotated as UDP-glucuronosyltransferase 2C1-like. The transcript has 2 exons. Lineage: Eukaryota; Metazoa; Chordata; Actinopteri; Salmoniformes; Salmonidae. The record is from RefSeq and is a predicted model, not a curated record. The coding region runs from base 221 to 1825 and encodes 534 amino acids. Gene Ontology annotation, molecular function: UDP-glycosyltransferase activity.